Anguilla anguilla (European eel) is the source of this 4490-nucleotide messenger RNA. It is a transcript of the gene kctd17, whose product is annotated as potassium channel tetramerization domain containing 17. Gene Ontology annotation, cellular component: cytoplasm; Cul3-RING ubiquitin ligase complex. The transcript is spliced from 7 exons. Gene Ontology annotation, biological process: protein homooligomerization; proteasome-mediated ubiquitin-dependent protein catabolic process. The record is from RefSeq and is a predicted model, not a curated record. The coding region runs from base 170 to 1009 and encodes 279 amino acids. Gene Ontology annotation, molecular function: cullin family protein binding. NCBI's taxonomy places the organism in Eukaryota, Metazoa, Chordata, Actinopteri, Anguilliformes, Anguillidae.
GGCGGAGAAUAACGUUGUGAGUGAGGAGAGGGAAUGCUGUGCAGCUAGACGGUGACGGAGAGAAGAACAGGGACGGAAGUAUAAACAGAACCCCUGUCUGUCCAUAUACUGUACAUCCCUAGUUUUUCGAUUGGCAACGCAGGACAAACGAAAGCGGGUGCCGGAGGCGAUGUCGGAAGCCAGCUCUUUACCGACUACUCAUAGCAACUGCAACAACAAUAAUAAUAAUAACAACAAUAACAACAAAGACAGCGAUGGAAACGAGAGUACAACCACAGCUACCCCAUCCCCUACCGAAACUAGCGCGUCGGAAACUCCGAGUCAAAUCAUAGGCAACGGUUCGGGGAUUAAUCCUGGCACCGGCGGAAACAAUGGGAAAUGGGUCCGACUGAACGUCGGCGGAACAGUUUUUCUCACAACGCGCCAAACCCUACUGAAAGAGCAGACUUCCUUUCUCUAUCGGCUAUGCCAGCAGCAAGAUCUGCACUCGGACACGGAUGAGACUGGAGCGUACGUGAUUGACAGGGACCCCACCUAUUUUGGCCCCAUCCUCAACUACUUGCGGCACGGAAAGCUGGUUUACAACAAGGAGCUGGCUGAGGAAGGUGUCUUAGAAGAAGCAGAAUUCUAUAACAUCACGCCGCUCAUCAGACUGAUCAAGGAGAGGAUUCUAGAACGCGACUGUAAAGCGACGCAGCAGGUACCCCCGAAGCAUGUGUACCGGGUGCUGCAGUGCCAGGAGGAGGAGCUGACCCAGAUGGUGUCCACCAUGUCUGACGGCUGGAAGUUUGAGCAGAUGGUGAACAUCGGGUCGUCCUACAGCUAUGGCACGGAAGACCAGGCCGAGUUUCUGUGUGUGGUUUCCAAGGAGCUACACACGUCCGGCGGGGGCAUGGGUGCAGAACAGAGCCACAAGACCAAGGCCUCGGAAGUGCAGGAGGAGGAUGGAGCGAGGGAUGAGGCGGAGGGAGAGAGAAAUGACACCCCGAGCGAGUGGAUUAGCGAUUAACAGUCGUAUUGUGUUGUCCCAAACGUUUUAAUGGCUCUUUCAGAUUCACGGGUCCCGGAUGUAGACUUGGCGGAGAAUUGUAUUUCUGUUAGCUAGCGGAGCAUAUUUGUGUGCUCGGUGAGGGGGGACUAUUGUCGCUAUUGUUUUUUGUAUUAUUACUGCAGCUUUAUUUAAAAAUAAAAACAAACCAAAAAAAAAAAUUAAUGAAUAAAUUUGUGCUUCAAACACCAGUUUGGAAGAGUCAAAACGCAACACGGAACUACAACUGCUGUUCUCUGUUCUCCUCUGCUGCAGAGGGGUACGUUUUGCUGUCAGGUUAUGUCAGCACUUCUGGAGAAUGAACUGCCUUAUGGCAAAACGAAACAUUCAGUGUGUACAACCGAAUCCUCUGUAUUUUCAGGUAAAGAAUUCAGGUAAAUAAAUGACAUUUUUGGUUAUUUGUUAUUAACUCAUGAUAAAUAGGAAAUAACCAAAAAUGUAAUUUAUUUAUUCGAUGAUAAAACCUACAAUUAGCAAAAUAAAUAGACUGAUAAGCGCCAUGACUAAGUAGUAUGAUAAAAAAAUAUUAGAAGCGAUUUGACUUUCCAUUACCAUAUAAAACCACAAUUAGCAUGGCCUUCAUCGUGCUCCACGUCGUCAUGGAGCCGCUGUCUUCCUCCUGGCUUUGAUGUCUUUUAAUAAUGAGCAGGUCUGCUUCUGAUGAUGUCAUUAUCAAUAAUGGGCGGUAACUUUAACAUAAAAGCUCUUACAGGAAUCGCAGAGAAUAGCACGGGUUGAUUGAAAUGAAUGUUUUUGAUGUCUAAACCUAUUAAACGAAUGCCUCAAAUGUUGCGUACACACGUGUGAAGAGGUCUGAGAUCUUUCAAAAUGGUGUUUGAAAAAAUAUACUGUCACGUUUAAAAUGGACCUUUCCUAUGCAAGGUCCUAUGAAGCAUUUUCUUUAUUCCCAUAUGGAUCUCAAUAUUGGAUAACAGUGUAUGUAUCUCGUUGCAGUGUAAGGAUAAAAUAUCUGACUGUAAUACGUCACACGGUGAAAUAAUUUGGAAUAAAAUACAUACAAGACGACAAGCAUUCCCAUUGAAAAACACGGGAUGUUCCCUCCCGUCCAGUCCUGAGCUGGUGUGGGUGAUCUGGUGUUCUGUGGCAUGUACCAGGAACUACCUGCACACGGUCCUGAGAUUUUUCAGUCCCACAGCGUAAUUGUUUCACCGUUUUUACUAGCAAUAGAGAUAAUUUGGUGCCUUGAGUAAAGCAAAAAAAAAAAAAAAGUAAAUAAAUGCCAUAGACGUGCGUAGAAGUGAAUGAAAAGUAGUUGCUUAUGUUUGUAGAAGUAUUUAUUUUAAAAAAAAGUUUUAAAAAUGUUGUUUUGUUUCGACCCGGGUCAUAGGAAAGGUUUUGUAUAUAACUCUGUGUGUGCGCCUGCGUGUUUGUGUAUGCUAAUGUGCUGCAGCUAAGUCCGCUCCUGCAUGAGUGUGGACCGUACCGAUGCCACUGUCUACAGGGGUAGGCACGCGGACAUCCCGUUUAUGUCACGACGGGGCCCGUCAACGAUCUCCGGAUCUAAACAGCUCUACACGUGGGUCCCUCUCACUGAGGAUUCUGCAUCUUCACCAGAAAGCUGCCCCUCUGCCUUCUGUGUCCUGCCACCCCCCACCCCCCCAUCCCAUCCUACACCCUUGUAAAGGAAUUGUAAGAAGCUGUUCCAACACAGGUCAAGUAGAGGAAUAAUUUAUAAUAUUUUUUUUUAAAAUUUGAAUAAUUUGGAGUUUUUGGAAAGGGUGGGGCCUGGCUUUAUUUUCAGUUGCUGGUCUGUCAUUGUGGUAAAUCGUGAAGAUUAGUUGGCUGUUAAGACAAUCGUCAGAUAAGGUAGAGGCCAUAUUAUAUAUAUAUAUAUAUAUAUAUAUAUAUGGUACCGGUGUGUCUCUGCCCUACUCAUUUAGUUUUUCCUUUGGGUUUUUUGAUAACUGAUAUGAGUGUACAGUGUGUAUUUUUAGACUGGGUGUGCAUGUGAUAAACUAGAACUACCUUGAAAGGGGCCAAAAGAAUAUGCUUGAUGCGCAAAGACUAUAACAGCCUAACUUAAUUUACUGUGAAGUAAACUGUCUCAAAUCUGCUCCUGACAGUCGACCACACCAUUGCCCUCUUUAGUGAUCAUUGGCAUUUCUGUGUCUUUCCUGUUUUGUUUUUUUGUUUGAUGAUAUAUUUUGUAUUCUUUAUUUUCCUGUUACACUCAAUUGCAUCUUAUUGGAACAUAAUUGGAAUCUGUCACAGAAACCCCCAGAAAAGUUUUUUUUUUUUUUUUAAUAAUUUUGAAUUGUAAAACAUUUUGUGGUGUUGCUAUGGGUUCUUGAUAUUUCGUAACUUAGUUAUGUCAUAUUUCUGGAUUUGGAUGCCUUCGGCUGGUUUUUGGGCCCAUUAACAAGCGAUGCAGUUUUUAUAUUGGCGCAUACAUUGAUGAGGCACAGAUUGCUUCCUGGCAUUUCCCCAUUCUGUACAGUGGCCGCCCUUACGGAAAUAAAAUAUUACCGAAGAUAUAUUUAAAUAAAAUAUAUCACCAAGAUUUUCCACUUCACAAUAUAUCCUCCUAAGGCCCAGCAAUUCAUUUUGAGUCUCUGGUCUUAAUCUUAAGAACCAUAUAUUCUACUAUGCGGAAACGAACAAGGGGCAUUCAAUUAAAAUAGAAUUAUAGUUUGGAAAGUAUUUUCACUGUAAUGCUUUUUUGAAAUCAAAGAUACUUGUAUUACGUAAAAAAUGUAUAAUUUUUAAACUUUUUUCCCCCGGGAUCUCAGGAGGAUAUGCGUAUUACAAAUUAUUGGCACGUUCAUAUAUUGACUAUAUUACACUGCUGUGAGUGUGAAAUAUAUUUAAGUGAUAUUUUGAAAAGGUAACAUAUAUUGCAGUGUUUGUCAUUUCCAUGAGGAUACUGUGUCUGAAACCUCAUUAAUUCGGCAGACUGUUCUGUCGCUCCGGUACGAGUAAUCUUGUUGCGGAUCGCUUGUGCUUCACUUGACUUAAUAGACCAAAUAAGAAUGUGACUGCGCACACUGAUUUUGCAAGAUACAAUCAUUGUUGUGAUAAAGAUGAGAUAGGUUUGUUACCUUAGACUGAGAUGGGACAAAAUAAACAUUUCGAAUAUGUUCGAAACGCUUUUCCAAAUGAACAAAUGUGCGUAACAACCUUUUGCUAGUGCUCAUUCUCCUUAACGAACAUCGGUGUCAUUCUUGUGUUUGUCGGAACUACGCCUCAACGAUUCAUUAUUCUUGCCAAAGAUGCAGGAAACAUCUGAAAAUAUUUUUUAGUAUAUAUGUUGCCGGCUUGAAAAUAAAACUGUGUUGUAUGUCCUUAAAUAUAAGCAAUCUUUUCAUGAAUUUCUAAGAUUAAUAGAACAGCCCAGUGCGCCCUCCACAUUUUUUGAAGUUGUGUUUUGUAUCAUCAUUGGAUUCAGUUGCUAAUAAAUAAAACGUUUCUUUUUUCAAAAAGA